GCUGCUGCUCCAUCUCUCUUGGGUUCAUCGCAUCUUUUUCCUCUCGCCCCUCGUCUUUGUCUCCUCGGAUUGCCAUCUCACUCCGCCAAUUACACAAAAGAAGCAGUGGGAGAGCCGGCGAUGGCGAAAAUGAUCGCGUCUUGCUGAUGUUUUCCGUUUGAUCGCCUCGUUGGGUCCGCUAUCUCGAUCGUAUCGUCCAGCUCGAUCGGGUCUUGAUUUGUUCUCGGUAGUGUUUGUGUGUUUAUUUUACCUUUUUCUGUAAGGGGAAAUAAAAUGGCUGCGGUGGCUGAGAAGGCGAUCGGGGCGGACAAUCAGGUCAUCCACCGCCAGUCACCGGCGGCGGAGACGGAGAGGGAGUACCAGAGGGAUGUGAAGAAUCUGGUGGAUUUGCUCUCCAAAUUGAAUCCGUCCGCCAAGGAGUUCUUCCCUUCUUCUUAUGCUGCCCCCGGCGGUGGCGCCGGUGCCCACCGGGUUUCGGACGGCCGGAUGUCGGCCGAUGCGCCCAUCUUCGUGUCGUGGAAUGAUUUCUAUCACAAUAAUCUAUUGAUGACUAACAAUGGUACUAGUAAGGAUUCCAGCAGCGAUGGAUCAUCGAAUAAUCAGCCCAAUCCCAGAGUAAUUGCAUCGAUUCCUUACUCGACUUUCAACUGCAGAAGAAAUGGUUAUAACCAGGGGAGGAGGAGGACGAAUUAUAGACUUCGAGGAGCUGAGAGGGAGGAUAGCAUUAGGCGAACUGUAUAUGUGUCUGACAUCGAUCAGCUUGUAACUGAAGAAAAGCUUGCUGAAGUAUUUGCGAAUUGUGGGCCAGUAGUAGAUUGCCGAAUUUGUGGUGAUCCCCACUCAGUCCUACGAUUUGCAUUCAUAGAGUUCUCUGACGAGGAUGGUGCGAGGGCAGCAUUAAAUCUUGGUGGGACAAUGCUAGGUUAUUAUCCUCUCAGAGUCCUACCUUCAAAAACUGCAAUUCUGCCAGUGAAUCCAAAAUUUCUUCCUAGGUCUGAAGAUGAGAAGGAAAUGGUUGUAAGGACAGUUUAUUGUACAAAUAUUGAUAAGAAGGUUACUCAAACAGAUGUCAAAGUUUUCUUUGAACGAUUUUGUGGUGAGGUUUCUCGUUUGAGGCUGCUUGGUGAUAAUGUGCACUCAACAUGUAUUGCAUUUGUAGAGUUUGUUCAGGCUGAAAGUGCAAUCAUGGCUUUGAAUUGUAGUGGCACAAUUUUGGGAGCCCUACCUAUCAGGGUGAGUCCUUCAAAGACACCAGUGAGGCCACGCAUACAACGAGCUGCUUCAAACUGACCAGGGUUCGUUAAUAGCGGAACAUUACUAGCAUUCCACCUAGUGAGACCUUAUUGCAAGGUUGUGCUGUAUCGGCAUGCAUUAUCAGCUAAGAAGAUAUAUUCAUCUCCGUAUGAUUUAUCGUCGACCGGGUAUAUCACUCGAGUGGGAACUCAUUGUUGCUUGUAACCAGAACCUUAUUUUAUUUGUUUUCUUUUCCUUUCGGCGGGAGGAGUCAAGGAACCUUGAUGGCUAAUCUUAUUCAUCUGACCGAUCUACACUAUGUUCUAGUACCAAUUGACCAUCGGCUGAUCUCUAGCCCUAUUUAUAUUAUAUGUUCAACCUCUGCUAGAUUCCGGA
Messenger RNA from Musa acuminata subsp. malaccensis (wild Malaysian banana), 1629 nucleotides. NCBI's taxonomy places the organism in Eukaryota, Viridiplantae, Streptophyta, Magnoliopsida, Zingiberales, Musaceae. The record is from RefSeq and is a predicted model, not a curated record.